GGAGGCGCCGGGUUCCUCGCCGCGCAGGGAAUCGGCCUUCGCUAUCGCGAUUGGGCGCCCAGCGGCGUGGGCUGGGAAUCCUGUGCGCCGAGGCCGCCGGGCGGGGGCGCUCGGCUGGUCUCAGGCGUCUUUGAAAGUCUCACAGCCGGAAGCUGCCGACCCCUGGGGCCUGGAAUUAUCUCACAAAAGAGCACUUCAUCAUAAGGAAAAUGAAGCGUUCUUCAAAGGCAUCAGUUACUGGUGUUCCAAAAUCGGAUAAUCCACGCUCAGGAAAAGACUACAAAAUGCAUCUGUCAAAUAUUGGAAAGAGAAAGGCAGUACAACAAGCUAAUAAAGAUAUUUCAGCUCAAAGGAUCCAGAGAGCUUGGUUAUCUCAUAUGGACAAAACAAUAUUUCAACUCCUAAAGCACACAGUUUGUGCAGCGGAAUGUUGUGUGACACAUGAAAUACUGAAGAAAGUGAGCCCCUUAGAGGCUGAGCUCCUGAAAGAUCCUAGCAUGAAGUGUAAAGUUAGAUUCAGAUUUAGUGGUGAAACAUUUCCACCUUUCAUCGUAUUUAAAAUUUUUCUUCAUACUGAAGGCCAUGGUAACAAGUAUUUCAGUGGAAGAAAUUUAUUUAAGCCAUCAAAUGAGAGAGUGGCUGAUGCUUGCAAAAUGAUGGGGAAAAAGAAGUUUUACCAUCAAGUUAUGGAAGAUGAACAUCUUUUCCAGAAAUUCAAAAUAACUGAUGAAAUAGAUAUUGUCACCCUGAAAGAUUACAUGCAAUAUUCCAGUCUCCUGGAUGAGACCCCGGCAUCUUCUGGUGGCAGAAACAACUACUGGCGAAAAUUAAACCUCAAAAACAUCCCCAGGACAAUGAUAAUAUAUGACAUAGUUGAUUAUGCAGAGUCUGGAAUAAUCUCAAACCGUCUACAAAAAGAAAUGAAGUAUCUAUUACAGAGACCACAAACAGAAGAGAUGCGUCAACACCAGCUACAGAUUGUUUCUGAAGUUAGAUGCCCUUCAUCCUUUUCAGCUAUCAAACCUUUAUAUCGGCCCUACCAACAGCAGAAUCAAAUUAAACAUCUGGGUCGUCGAUCCAAACAAGCUCAAAUGAAAGUUGAAAAAAUGAAAAAAGCCUAUAAGAUGGCUAAAGAAAAAACUGCUUCCAUGGGGACGGAACCACAAACGGACACAUGAGGUACAAAGCAGCGACAAUCAUCUUCUCUACCCCAUCUUUUGACAUUGUGAAAGUUGAUGAGCUCAUGCCAGAUGAGGAAUUGGAAAAACAAGAAAAGGAGUUGUUUGCCUGGUAUCAAGACUUGUAUAUUAAUAGUCUUCCGUCAUGUUAAUAUGUAGCUAACUGAUAGAAAGCCAAAUUAUUUAACAAUCUGCUUGUCUUGCUAAGAUGCAUAUUAAAGGAAAAGGAAAUACAUAAACAAGCCUUCAGGAUGCUCUCUUAACCAAAUGUGUGACCAAUUUUUAAGCCCUUUUAGUAUCCAUGAGUACUAAUAUUUUUUUACUGACAGAAUUUUAGUCUGAAUAAUGAUUUCUACUAGAUGCCCUCGAACUAGCUGUAUACAGUUUUACUCAAGAAAUGAUGAGUAAGUUAGUCCCUGGAACUUUUACUCAAUUUUGAUUUUCCUUUGUUUUUAAAAACAUCUAAACAGGC
This is a messenger RNA of Callorhinus ursinus (northern fur seal), 1650 nucleotides long. RefSeq names its product chromosome unknown CXorf58 homolog (gene CUNHXorf58). Lineage: Eukaryota; Metazoa; Chordata; Mammalia; Carnivora; Otariidae. The record is from RefSeq and is a predicted model, not a curated record.